ACUUUAACAGUGUAUUGUUUACGUUUUUCUGGCGAUCUUCAAAUAAGUUUAGUUUUUAAUUUAAAAUGGAAAUAUUAAACCCAAAAUAUCAGGUUUUAUCGAAUCUUGAAGUCUUGAUGGCUUUACGUGAAAUCAAGGAUCAAAAGUUAUCUCAAGGUGCACGAAAUUUAGCAACAAUCACAUAUGAGACAAUUCAAUAUUUAGAAAACACUCCAUGCAAAGAUCAAUCAGAAAUCAACCUGCUUAAGUUUAUAACCGAAGUGAAGCAGUUUAAUAAGUUGACAAAAUCUGAAGUAUUAUCUAUGGUCAACGAACCACCAUCACUACCACUUCACAUACAACUAAUCGUUGAAGAUCUAGAAGAGCGUUUAACAGAAUCUCAGGUUGACGAGUUGAUACAGUUAUCAAAGAAAUAUUUGAUCCCAUCAACACAUGAUUCCAGACAUGAAUAAAUUUAUCCAUUUAAAUAUCUAAUUAAAUAAAAACAACAGAGUGAUACAAUCAAUAUCAA
Clunio marinus is the source of this 511-nucleotide messenger RNA. Lineage: Eukaryota; Metazoa; Arthropoda; Insecta; Diptera; Chironomidae. The record is from the annotation of a GenBank genome assembly.